Messenger RNA from Pseudoliparis swirei, 727 nucleotides. It is a transcript of the gene b9d2, whose product is annotated as B9 domain containing 2. The record is from RefSeq and is a predicted model, not a curated record. The transcript has a single exon. Gene Ontology annotation, biological process: cilium assembly. Gene Ontology annotation, cellular component: MKS complex. The coding region runs from base 101 to 628 and encodes 175 amino acids. NCBI's taxonomy places the organism in Eukaryota, Metazoa, Chordata, Actinopteri, Perciformes, Liparidae.
CUCUGCUCGCCGUUAAACUAGCGGCUGAACUCGGACUAGAAAUCCCGAGAAAAGAGCCCUCGGUGCUCGAUAUAUUUGUGUGUGCGAGCACUUUGGCAACAUGGCCGAGCUCCACAUUAUAGGCCAGAUCGUUGGGGCCACUGGUUUCCCGCAGAGCAGUCUAUUUUGCAAAUGGGGAGUCCACACGGGAGGAGCAUGGCGCCUUCUGUCCGGGCUGAAGGAGGGUCAGACCCAGGUGGAUGUCCCCCAGACGGGAGAAGUGGCGUACUGGAGUCACCCGAUCGAUCUGCACUACGCGACUAAGGGACUCCACGGCUGGCCGAAGCUGCACUUCCAGGUGUGGCACCAGGACUCUUUCGGGCGCUGCCAGCUGUACGGUUACGGGUACUGCCACGUCCCGUCCAGCCCGGGACAUCACCGGAUACACUGCGUGACCUGGAGGCCGCUCGGCUCCUGGCAAGAGCAGCUGGCGCAAAUGUUUGUCGGCGGAGGACCGCAGCUCCGCAGCCCGGACCUCGUGUACAGCGGGGCGGACAGAUACCGACUGCACACCGAGGCCAUGGGGACAGUGGAGCUCGAGCUCAGCAUCGUCAUGAGACACUUUGACAAAUAUGGCGUCGAGAGUUAACGCUGUGAAAUACAACAAUACUUUGGAGAGUUGUGAUGGGUUUUAUAAUGUGCAGAUGGAGGUCUUUUAUGUUUUUAUUAAAGGUUUUUUAUUACUUUU